Paramecium octaurelia is the source of this 605-nucleotide messenger RNA. The record is from the annotation of a GenBank genome assembly. Lineage: Eukaryota; Ciliophora; Oligohymenophorea; Peniculida; Parameciidae.
GUUUUUCUUCUAAAAUAAGGUAAGAGGAGUUGAUUUAACAAGAGAAGAAUAAAUAUUGAUGAAUUUAUAAGCAUAAGAAGUAGACUCUUUGAGAAUGAUUUCUAGAUUUCCCAUAGGAACUGAAAUUUAUAGAUUUAAGAUGGAAUAAUAUAAAGAAUUGUCUACAAUGAGAGCAGAAAUGGAAAAGAUUAUUUAAGAGCAACGAUUGUAAAGAGUGAGAAGGAAUUUUGAGAAGAAAAGAAGAGAAAAAGAUAAGGAAUUUGAGAACAAUAAAUGGGUUGAUGAUUAAAGAAAAUGUAUUAUAGAAAAUAGAUUAAUGAUUUUGGAGAAGUCAGAAAGGAGAGUCACUUAUAUGAUCCAGCUGAAGGGUUAGUAAUCCAUUAGGAUUAUGUAUUGGGAUUACCAAGGAAAACAAAGCUACCAUAAUUUAUUUUUGCAGUUUUUAGUAAUAUUCAAUAAUUAAAUCAACCAAAGUUAAUAACCAAUUAUACUAAUUACCAGCUCAUCCAUAAGUUUUCUUAAUAGUGGAAGUGCAAUUACCUGUCAGUAAGAGAUUGGAAGAGAAUAUUGGUAAGACUCAAUCAUAUGGAUGGACAUAGAUUGAU